AAAAGCAAUGGAUAGAGAGGAACAGUAAUCACAGAUCAGAGGGAUCCCUGCCAAAAAACACAAAACCCUAGAACACAAGGUCCAAUAGCAGCAAGGAACACGGCAAAACCCUCUCUUUCCUUUGCAAGAACAACGACAAUCAAGCACACUCUCACACAACCUUUAUACCUUUUUUUAAAACAAAAACAACAAGCCUACACAUAUUCAGACACAGAGACAGUUAGUGCAGGGAGAAGAAAAAAUAAUAAUUAAUCAAUUAAAAAAUAAAAAAAUUGAACAAGAUCCUCCUUUCCCAGAGAAAGACAGAACCUUUUGCUUUUUAAUGCUCUGCCCCUCUUAAAAGUUCAGUCUUUGAGGCCCCUUCUCUCUUUCUCUCUCCCUCUCUUUACUUUCUUGAAAAUCGUUCUCUCUUUCGUUUUUACUCCCUCUCCCUCUAAAGCUGAAGAGAGAAGAAGCCAUGAAGGAGAAGCUUGAUAUGAAGAGGAAAUGGCAGUAGUAUUGACAAUGGCACAACAAAGCAAGAACAACAAUGCCAACAGUAGCCAUAAUAAUAGUGUUUAUGUAAACAACAGUACUGCAACAAGCCAACAGCAACAAAAACAAGAUUUGAAGGCAAUGUUUCAUGAUUUCUUGGGCAUGAAAGGAACUACAGAUUCACCAGUUGUUUUAGCUCCAAAAAAUAAAGAUGGGUCUCCUUCUGCUUCUGCUUCAUUUGGAGCUUCUUCUGGUGGUGGCCGUGGACCUCUCUCUUCUACCUCUGAUCUAGCUUCUGAAAGGCAGGCUGGAAAUCAUCUUGAGGGGAUUCCAUUUUAUGGUCCAAGGAGUGAUAUUUCUGGUCCUGAGAUAAGCAACAGAUUAGCAGGAAGUAAGCGGAGCAAUUCAGAUUCUGCCUUUACAGGAUCAAGGGAUGGGAUUCCACAAAUGGCUCAUGAUUCCAUCGAGAGCCUGCAUUUGAUGAAGAUGCUAAAAAAUGGAGGUGGCAGAGAACGGCCUAGAAGGUCCAACGAUGACGAGGUUUUCUAUGGUAUGCAGCCAAUGAGGCCGAGUUCUGCAUCUCUCAUACUGCAACCUUCUGCUGGCAGUAGACUUGAUGCCAACGUUUCCAAACAAGAUCGAUCCAUUCCCAUGGGGAUAGGUGCAUAUCCUCCGCGUGGUGGUCAAUUUGUUCCUUUUACGCAUCAAGUUCCCACAAACAGAUUCAGAGACACAAAUGCUGGUCCUUCAAUUGUCUCACAAUCUGCUGCCGAUGAAGGAUCCAGAACUGGAAUCAAAGGCCCUGGAAUUCUGAGUUCUAUAAAUGCUGGCAGCGGUAUCUCUGAGAAAAAUUCAUCCAGAGGGCUGCCUAGUGGUGGCAAACCCAAGACUGGGAUUCAUAUUUCAGAGCCAGAAUCUUCAAAUCCUUUAAGUCGGCAGGGUUUAGCAUCUGCCAGCCGCCAGAUGACUAUAUUUUAUGGUGGUCAAGCUCAUGUUUUUGAUGAUGUCCACCCAAACAAGGCAGAUGUUAUAAUGGCCCUGGCAGGUUCAAACGGAGGAUCAUGGUCAACAACCUACUCCCCAAAACCUACUGCAAGUCCAGGUAGUGAAAGUUACAUGACCAGCGGCGGGGAAUAUGAACUCCGUGGGAGGCUAUCCGUCACCGGCAAUGCUACCCGGGGAGUUGGCUCCAGUGAUCGAAUCUCUACACCAACAGGAGGUCAUCAUGGCAGCAUUGUAAUAGCUAAAGAGACGAGAAACGCAGUUCAGGCAGGCGAACCCAGUAAUGAGGAGAAAUGAGAGGUCUAAACUCUAAAGUUGAGAACUUGAAACAGCCCUAACAUUAUUUUAGAUAACAGCUCUUUAGGAAGAAUGAGCUCUUUUCUCUGGUGUUGCUUAAGCUCUUCAUUCUUGUCCUUUUUUCUUGCUUCUUUUUUGGAAAAGAGCAAGGGGGAGGGGAGCUCUUGUGUAUAGAGGACUUGUAUCAUAAUCAUAAUCAGAUGCCACCAUGACCAAGCUUUUGAUAUAAAUCUAUGUUGUUUAUCAA
Molecule: messenger RNA, 2020 nt
Organism: Populus nigra (black poplar)
Lineage: Eukaryota; Viridiplantae; Streptophyta; Magnoliopsida; Malpighiales; Salicaceae
Product: protein TIFY 8
Exons: 6
Coding region: 487-1773 (428 amino acids)
Biological process (GO): regulation of jasmonic acid mediated signaling pathway; response to wounding; regulation of defense response
Cellular component (GO): nucleus
Source: RefSeq, a predicted model, not a curated record